Molecule: messenger RNA, 6891 nt
Organism: Trichechus manatus latirostris (Florida manatee)
Lineage: Eukaryota; Metazoa; Chordata; Mammalia; Sirenia; Trichechidae
Gene: HNRNPU
Product: heterogeneous nuclear ribonucleoprotein U
Exons: 14
Coding region: 178-2655 (825 amino acids)
Biological process (GO): CRD-mediated mRNA stabilization; positive regulation of transcription by RNA polymerase II; RNA localization to chromatin
Cellular component (GO): cytoplasmic ribonucleoprotein granule; nuclear speck; membrane
Molecular function (GO): TFIIH-class transcription factor complex binding; promoter-specific chromatin binding; transcription corepressor activity
Source: RefSeq, a predicted model, not a curated record
GAAUUGGCGCCGUUCGACAUCAGGCGGGUCCGCUCUGCAGCACGAACCCACCUCCAGCCGCAGCCGCCGCCGCAGCCGCCGCCCGGGCCGAGAAGCAGCCGCAGCAGCCGCCACCAGUGGCCGUGUGAGCGGAGCCGAGUUUGAGCCAGCACCUAGCGGUGAAUCGGGGUCCUCACGAUGAGUUCCUCGCCUGUUAAUGUAAAAAAGCUGAAGGUGUCGGAGUUGAAAGAGGAGCUCAAGAAGCGGCGCCUUUCCGACAAGGGCCUCAAGGCCGAACUCAUGGAGCGACUCCAGGCCGCGCUGGACGACGAGGAGGCCGGGGGCCGCCCCGCCGUGGAGCCCGGGAACGGCAGCCUAGACCUGGGCGGGGAUUCCGCCGGGCGCUCCGGAGCAGGCCUCGAGCAAGAGGCCGCCACCGCCGGCGACGAAGAGGAGGAGGAGGAGGAAGAGGAGGAGGAAGGGAUCGCCGCCCUGGAUGGCGACCAGAUGGAGCUAGGGGAGGAGAACGGGGCCGCGGGGGCGGCCGACUCGGGCCCGAUGGAGGAGGAGGAGGCUGCCUCGGAAGACGAGAACGGCGACGAUCAGGGUUUCCAGGAAGGGGAGGAUGAGCUCGGAGACGAGGAGGAAGCCGCGGGCGACGAAAACGGGCACGGGGAGCAGCAGCCUCAACCGCCGGCGACGCCGCAGCAACAGCCCCAACAGCAGCGCGGGGCCGCCAAGGAGGCCGCGGGGAAGAGCAGCGGCCCCACCUCGCUGUUCGCGGUGACGGUGGCGCCGCCCGGGUCGAGGCAGGGCCAGCAACAGGCGGGAGGUAAGAAGAAGGCGGAAGGCGGCGGAGGCGGCGGUCGCCCCGGGGCUCCGGCGGCGGGAGACGGCAAAACAGAACAGAAAGGCGGAGAUAAAAAGAGAGGUGUUAAAAGACCUCGAGAAGAUCAUGGUCGUGGAUAUUUUGAGUACAUUGAAGAGAACAAAUACAGCAGAGCCAAAUCUCCUCAGCCCCCUGUUGAAGAAGAAGAUGAACACUUUGAUGAUACAGUGGUUUGUCUUGAUACUUAUAAUUGUGAUCUGCAUUUUAAAAUAUCACGAGAUCGCCUCAGUGCUUCUUCCCUUACUAUGGAGAGUUUUGCUUUUCUCUGGGCUGGAGGAAGGGCAUCUUACGGUGUUUCAAAAGGCAAAGUCUGUUUUGAGAUGAAGGUUACAGAGAAAAUCCCAGUAAGGCAUUUAUAUACAAAAGAUAUUGACAUACAUGAAGUUCGGAUUGGCUGGUCACUAACCACAAGUGGAAUGUUACUUGGUGAAGAAGAAUUUUCUUACGGGUAUUCUUUAAAAGGAAUAAAAACAUGCAACUGUGAGACUGAAGAUUAUGGAGAGAAGUUUGAUGAAAAUGAUGUGAUUACAUGUUUUGCUAACUUUGAAAGUGAUGAAGUGGAACUCUCCUAUGCUAAGAAUGGACAAGAUCUUGGUGUUGCCUUCAAGAUCAGUAAGGAAGUUCUUGCUGGACGACCACUCUUCCCGCAUGUUCUCUGCCACAACUGUGCAGUUGAAUUUAAUUUUGGUCAGAAGGAAAAGCCAUAUUUCCCAAUACCUGAAGACUAUACUUUUAUCCAGAAUGUCCCCUUAGAGGAUCGAGUCAGAGGACCAAAGGGGCCUGAAGAGAAGAAAGAUUGUGAAGUUGUAAUGAUGAUUGGCUUGCCAGGAGCCGGAAAAACUACCUGGGUUACUAAACACGCAGCAGAAAAUCCUGGUAAAUACAACAUUCUUGGGACGAACACCAUUAUGGAUAAAAUGAUGGUGGCAGGUUUUAAGAAGCAAAUGGCAGAUACUGGAAAACUGAACACACUGUUGCAGAGAGCCCCACAGUGUCUUGGGAAGUUUAUUGAGAUCGCCGCCCGUAAGAAGCGAAAUUUCAUUCUGGAUCAGACAAACGUGUCUGCUGCUGCCCAGAGGAGAAAAAUGUGCCUGUUUGCAGGCUUCCAACGAAAAGCUGUUGUAGUUUGCCCAAAAGAUGAAGACUAUAAGCAAAGAACACAGAAGAAAGCAGAAGUAGAAGGAAAAGACCUUCCAGAACAUGCGGUUCUCAAAAUGAAAGGAAACUUUACGCUGCCAGAAGUAGCUGAGUGUUUUGAUGAAAUAACCUAUGUUGAACUUCAGAAAGAGGAAGCCCAAAAACUUUUGGAACAAUAUAAGGAAGAAAGCAAAAAGGCUCUUCCACCAGAAAAGAAACAAAAUACUGGCUCAAAGAAGAGCAAUAAAAAUAAGAGUGGCAAGAACCAGUUUAACAGAGGUGGUGGCCAUAGAGGACGUGGAGGAUUCAAUAUGAGAGGUGGAAAUUUCAGAGGCGGAGCUCCUGGGAAUCGUGGUGGCUAUAAUAGGAGGGGCAAUAUGCCACAGCGAGGUGGUGGCGGUGGCGGAAGUGGUGGAAUCGGCUAUCCAUACCCUCGGGGCCCUGUUUUCCCCAGCCGAGGUGGUUUUUCAAACAGAGGGAACUACAACAGAGGUGGAAUGCCCAACAGAGGGAACUACAACCAGAACUUCAGAGGACGAGGAAACAAUCGUGGCUACAAAAAUCAAUCUCAGGGCUACAACCAGUGGCAGCAGGGUCAAUUCUGGGGUCAGAAGCCAUGGAGUCAGCAUUAUCACCAAGGAUAUUAUUGAAUACCCAAAUAAAACGAACUGAUACAUAUUUCUCCAAAACCUUCACAAGAAGUCGACUGUUUUCUUUAGUAGGCUAACUUUUUAAACAUUCCACAAGAGGAAGUGCCUGCGGGUUCCUUUUUUAGAAGCUUUGUGGGUUGAUUUUUUUUUUUUUCCUUUUCUUUUUUGUACAUUUUUAAUUGCAGUUUUAAAGUGAAUCGUAAGAGAACCUCAGCAUUGUGCACGAUAAGAGAAUGUGUCAGUAUUUCAGGGUUCUACAUUUUAUCUGUAAAAUGUGACUUUUUUUUUUUUAUCACAACAAAAGUAAAAUGUUGCUUUGUACCUGGUGUCUUUUAUUAAGAAUUUACUCCCCCCAUUUCUCACAGAGAAUAACAGUCGGGAGUCAUUGUCACAAUAUAAUAGAAAUGUUAGCAACCAGAUUCAUGUAUGGACUAAGUGGUCCUCAUGAAUUGCACAAGACUCUGUACUGCUCAUAUUACACUCCAUCCUCUCUGUAGUUUGGUGGGUAGUUUGGAAAGGGGGUAAGCUAAACAAUUAGUUACUGACGAUAACUGGGAAGACUUUUUUUUCCAAAUAACAAUGGAAUUGGCAUAAUUGGGACUGAAGAUAAAACUUGGAACCAAGAUAGAGAAGAUGGAGUGUAUGUAGAGGGGCUGUUAAAAAAUGUAAAACUUGGUUGCAUUACUUGUGGAGGCUCAAACUUGUGAAGGUUAAAUACCAUAAUUUUUCCAUUUGUUCUGCAUUUUGAUUCUGAAAAGAAAGCUGGCUUUGCCCAUUUCUUAUUAAAAAAACUUGUUGUAAAUCCAGUUGUCUAAUGGGAUCUAUAUGAAGUUAGCUAUGUCUGUAUGCCCUUCUCCCACAAAAUAUUGUAUAACUAGUGUGCUUGUAGUAGUUAACUCCACCAUCUUUGUAAGCUAAUGAAAUUGUGAGUCACCCAUUUAUAUCUUAAUUUUUAAUCAUGUCAGUUCUUGAAUGGGUAUCUCCUUAGCCUGCUGAUUUCUUUUUCUUUCUAAAGAAAGUGGGUGGAGAAAUUAAUUUAGACGUUUGUUUGCAAUAAAAUGAAUUCAUUUUACUCUUGUUUUGGGAUUCUCGCCAUCAAGGUUCAAAAUCCCUUUAAAACUCCCAAGAGGAGAAAUUAUGUAAGUGUGUGCAUUCUGGACAGCUUAUUCUUUACUCUGUACUCGGAACAUUUAGGUUUUAAAAACUUAAAUGUAUACUGACAACUGAUUUUAAUUAUGAAGUAAAGUUGAAUUCUUCCCUUCCCCUCCCCCCCAGAUGACUUAACAUUUAACGAGGGGAAAAGGUACUGGCUGGGAGAAGUUAACACUCAGUUUAUCGUCUUUACCAAAUGCUAAUAAUGGCUGUCCUCAACUGAUUAUAUACAUAUAUAUAUAUAUAAAUACAUGAAACUUUGGGAAUAGAUGCUUUUAGAAGCCAUCAUGCAAGCCAGUCAUUGAUUUCACUACUACACAACACUGCUAACUUAACUGUAGCUAUGUAAUAACAUUAGAUCCCCUAAUUGUAAUUUUAUUGGGUUUGCACAGAACACUUAAAUCUUCUAAAAGGCCCCUCACUGAAGUGAGGAAUCAGGAGUCAAACUGUAGAACUAAAAUUUGACUUCAGUUUAGUUUCUGUUUGUGCUUUUAGGUUGUUUUUGGUAAGUUUAGGUUUGCUAUGUUUCUGAUGGCUUAGGAUUUUUGUUUUAACCAUUUUAAAUCAGUUUUUUUUUUUUUUUUUAACUUGAAUUCAUACUCCUAGGAAUUUUCUUGCUAUAAGCUGGAGUUAAGUUUUAGAUGGCAAUGGGUGAUGGUUCAGUUGAAAAGUUUUGAAGCGAAGGCUAGUUCUAUAAUUAACACAGGAAUACUUAAACAGCAUAAGGUAGUGUUUCAAGAGUUUUUGUCUCCAUUUUUAGCAAUUUAAUGCUAGCAGCCACUGGCAUGGGGUGCUUUUGUCAUUGUGCAUUAUUAUUAGGAUUGCAUAAACUGACCCAGGAAGAAAAAACCAAACUAAACUUUGACACUAACUUCAGGUUUCCUAAAGUUUUCAUUUGCUGUACCUUCUAGUCUAAAAUAUCUUGUUAAGGAGUUCAUACUUUUUAAUGAAAGUAAUGGCCAAGUGACUAAUGUAGGUAGACUAUCAUGCAUGUACAGCCUGGAAAACUUUGGGAGGAGAGACUGGAUAAAUGGAAAUGCUCUCCAGAAAAAUGUUUAAAAUUUUUUGAGGAAAGGUCUCAAUUAAUAUUGUCUACGUGGGUACAGAAAGAAAUAAUGUUAGAAAAGUUUAAAGAAAUUUAGAUAAAGGGGUGCAUCAAAUAGUAAAAGGGAGAAAAAUAGUGCUGAUUCCGGCAGAGUAAGAACUUGAAUGAGAAACUUGGGUGGUUGUUUACCCUGACACAUACCUGCUCUUCUCAUUGGCAAAGCAAGCAAACAAACAAAAACCAGAUACAGUCCUGAAUAAAUGUGCUGACUUUAAUGCUCAGAGAAAAGUCACCUGUGAAGCUGCUAGGAAGUUGGGCAGAUAGUGUGUAACCAUCAUCCUGACUCAAAUUGGGUUGAUGGUCAGGUGCAGUAGUAUGAAAACCGCGUAAAGGAGUUAAUCAGGAGAGAAAAUGCUGUAAGACAGAAAUGAAUAUAGUAACUCAAAUUAGCAUGUAGGAGGUUGUCUUGGUUGCCGAGAGGUUACGCCAUGUUAACUUACAUCUUCUAGCCUUUGCUGAGAUCAAGGAGAAUUUGGAUUGAUGAAGGACUGGCUCUGACCUAGAAGGUCAUGAUGAGCGUUUUUGGCCCUGAUAUCCAGAGACAGCAAGAAGAAAUCUUAUAAUGAAGCGUGAGUCAUAUCAGCAUUAAAAUGACAAAGGGAAGCAGUGUUAAAUCUAUAAAAAUAAUCAAAUUUGCCUAGGAUAGAUUCUAUCUGAAAAUAAGGGGUAUGAAACUAGAUGUUUUAAACACUAGCAACAUGGUAUUAAAGCUUAAAAGCAGUUUUCUCUGAAAAAGUAGGAAAGGCAGCUAACAGUGUUCCUUACCAUGUGGGGAUUUUACAUUCAUCGAUAGAUUAUGCUGUGUAUUCAGAAUGUAAUUGUGGGAAUUGAGUGACAUUUUCUAAGUUUUGCUCAUUAAUAUAAAUUGACCUAGGAUCAUUUCAAUAAUGCGUUGAAUUGUACAAAUAAAAAUGACACUUUUUUAGUAACUUUUCAGGUAUCCUGUAUAGGUAUCUCAGAUACAAGACGUGAUCAUAGAUCAGUAAGAGUACAUUUUAUCAAAAAAGCCAAAACUGGAAUAAACAGAAUAUAAUGCUACUGUACUGGUGAGAAGGGUGUAAGCUGUCUUUAGAUCUUUUGUAGUCCAAGUCCUGGUUUAUCAUUAGUUGGACAUAUAAAAGGUAUACCUUAAAAAUAUAGUUUCUAUACGUCCCUUUGUACACAACCGUAAUGUGUCUUGUUUUUUAGUGGAUGGAAUUUGUAGCAGAAAAUAAUAAUCUGCUCCUCAGCCUUCAAAUACUGAGACAUUCCCCUCAAAAGAUGAACAUAAUACUCUGUUUAAAGCCAUUUCCCCUCCUAAAAUUAGUGAAAAGGUUUGAGCCUGAAGUUCAGAUUUCUGGGUCCCUGAGGUUGAGGUAUGUUGAGUUUGUGACGAACUGGGUAUAAGCUUUAAUAUUUUAGUCAUAGUUCAGACUGAACUAAACUGCCCAGUUACAAACUACUGUAACUCCUCAACAGGAUUUGGAGAGCUUUUGGAUGACUUUUUAGGGGGUGGGCAUAGCUGUCAGUAACAUCUAGAAGGUGGUACAGGCAGUUCCCAGGUUACGAUCUGUUCCUAAUUUGUAGGUAAGUCGGAACUGGUAAACAUUUAGCAUCAAACAUUUUUCUUAAUAUAUAGUAUAUAUUUUACUUUUGUAUGCAUAUAAAACACUUCAGUGUUCUCGUGAGUGUCAAAGUGUGCGUUACUAGGAACCAUGGUAUUUAAAAAUUUUAAUAGACUAUGGCAGUCUAUUCUUAAGUACGAGUUGACUGUAAGUCCAACGUUUUUAACCCAAGGACUUAAUAUAUUUCAGGUUUUAGUUACGCUGCUCUUUAAUCAUCCCCAGUUUAGUUCUUCUACAGCCACACAUAAUUUGUGAGAUAGAUAAGCAUUAAGGAUACUUCGUCCAUCUAGCUUUUGGUGGAGUGACCUUUGUCUCGUUAACCCUCAUUACCAACCUUGAUGCUAUUUAAAAUAAACCUACCCCCUUGAGGAUUAC